ACCCCUCCCGCGCCGCCAUGAGCUACCCAUACGCUUCCUAUGCCGCGCCUGCCGGCCUUCCCAUCUCGGGAACCCCAGCUCCUUACCCUGUCAUGUCGCAAGUUCCUAUGGGCAUGCCUACCUUCCCGGAGCAAACUGCAUACAUGCCCCAGCAGUAUGUCAUGCCCCAGCAGUAUGACAUGCAGCCGAUGCCCCAGCCCCAGCAGAUGAUGCCCCAGCAGAUGAUGCCUAUGGGCCAGCCCCAGCCCCAGCAGGCCCCUGCACGGGCUGCGCCAGCGCCAGCAGGCAAGAAGAACGAUGAUCCCGAGCUCAAUGCUCCUCCUGGCUUCAAGUUUGCUGGAUAUGCUCCAGUCCCCAAGCCUGGUCAGAAGAGCGAGCUUGAGAACACCCCGGGAUGGGAGUACGUCGAUGGCAAGUGGCUCUUCACCGGCAAGACUCAGCCCCAGCCUCCUAUUGUUCAGCCUGCUCCUGCUCCCAUGCCCAUGCCGGUGUACCAGCAGCCCGUGCAGUACGUUACCACCUCUGCUGCUCCUGUCUCCUAUGUUGUCCCAGAGCAGCAGGUCGGAUAUGAGCAGAUGUACUCUGCCCAACCCAUGAUGAUGAGCAUGGCUCCCCCGGCAACCUACACCCAAACGCCUUACUACACUGGUUAUUAAGGUGAAUACUGCAAGCGAUUUAUUGAAGGUUGUAAAUUUAUAAACGAUCUGUGAGGUUC
This is a messenger RNA of Guillardia theta CCMP2712, 715 nucleotides long. RefSeq lists its product as hypothetical. The transcript is spliced from 4 exons. The coding region runs from base 18 to 656 and encodes 212 amino acids. The record is from RefSeq and is a predicted model, not a curated record. NCBI's taxonomy places the organism in Eukaryota, Cryptophyceae, Pyrenomonadales, Geminigeraceae.